Messenger RNA from Sceloporus undulatus (fence lizard), 2171 nucleotides. RefSeq lists its product as uncharacterized. Bases 561 to 1169 code for a protein of 202 amino acids. NCBI's taxonomy places the organism in Eukaryota, Metazoa, Chordata, Lepidosauria, Squamata, Phrynosomatidae. The transcript is spliced from 2 exons. The record is from RefSeq and is a predicted model, not a curated record.
GGGACUUCCGCCUCCUGAGUGAUGCUUUAGGAGGCGGAUAGUCCCUCUCUAUGGUCGCCUCGGUCCUCCAGGGCAGCUGAUUGGCUGUCUGUUCCUGGGAGCAGGGCGACUCCCCUCUUGGCCCCCACCUUUGGAAUAGGUCUAUAUAUAGGCCAUGCGGUGUCCUGCUCGGCGCCAUUUCUGCUUGGCUCUGCUGCUGAGCAGAGCUGGGUUUCGGGGAGGCAAACACAAGGGGCUUGCCCCCUCCAGACAGGUGGGGGCUUCCUUCCCCUCCCCCCCUUACUGUGGUCUUGGGGUAUAGAGAGUGCGGCGGCCGCCAUUUUGGACUGGGCUCCCUGCCAUGGGGCCCAGCUAGUGAGUAGUUUCGGCUGUUUUCCCUCCCCUCCUGUAUUUGGAUAGGGCUUUUGGUUUUGGAGAGUGUGUGGCUUGCCCAAGGACACCCUGUGUUGGGCUUGCUUGCUGUUCUCUGUUCAAAAAUUUUUCAGCCUGGUCACACUCUCUCAGCCACCUGUUUUGUUAUUUGCUCUUUCUAACUGGUAAUUGCUGACUGUUUAUUCAUCAUGCCCAACAAAGCGGGGCGCAAAAAGACAUCCUCGGCAAUAGCUACGCAAAUUACGUCUGGUCAAUUUGGGGGACUUCAGCAUAUGCUGGCCUUGAAUUUUAAUGCCACUUCCUCCUCUGAUACUACGUUGGGCUCAAGUUCCAGAAUUGUUUCUACAUCAGGAUCUUCACAUGUUGGGCCAUCGCCAGCUGUUCAUUGUUUGUCUCAAUCGGCAAUGUCGGAGCUGUCAUGUUCCAUUGCUGAGUUGAUUGCAAAAGCCACUUCACCUUGCCAGCUAAGUGAUCCAGAAUCUCCUUCACUUCCGACAGUUGCCAGAUCUCCUGGAGCCUCAUCUUCCAGCCAAGUACCUUCGGCAGACCGUGACAAGACCCCUGUGGCAGCGAAGCAUUAUGUUGUCUUGUUGUCAUCCAUCUCCAGUUUGACGUCGUCAUCUUCCAGUUCGGACAGCGAGGUGUUCGGCAGCGUUGAUGGUGACAACAGACGUAGACGGCUCAAGAAAGGUCACAGAGCCAAGAAAAGACACCGAUGGGCUCGAUCCUCACAAGCUGCUCAAGAUGCUUUCAAUGCUGUUAACUCACCUUUACCUUCUGGCAGAGAUUGCUUUUGAGUUGAGCAUGCCUUGGCCCCAGGCCUGCCGUGCUGGGCCAUCAAGCGUCGUAACUGGCGACCUAGUCUUCAGGGGGGUUGGGUCGACCAGGAAGCACAAGGGUUUCCAGUUUGCGCACCUGGAGAGCGCCCUCCUGGCUCUCAUCUACCUCGCAAAACCAGGAAGCUGAUUCUUAGAGGCUGUUUCGUUGAUGUCUUUGGUUUGGUUCCUCUGACAGGUCAAGCAGCUUUGAUGGUUACCUCGUCCAAGGGAAAAAAGAAGGCCCCCCUUUCCCCUCCAGUUGACUGCAAUUUUGGCUAGAGGGUUUCACCGUUUUUAGGGCUGUGGUUUCCAUGGUCUUCCCUGAACGGGCUUGACAGCUCGACAGCCAUUUGCUGCAGGCCCUUAAGGCCAGAGAGUUUGCUGGCGAGGCAGCAGCCAUUGCUUACGAUAUGGCAUUCUGCCAGCAUGCUUCCCAGAAUUCUAGAGAGUGAUGGGAUCACCUUCAUUCCGAAAUUUGGCUAUUGGAAGUUGGAAGUCAGGCCAUGCCGCCUGCAUCUUCCACUUGCUCUGCUCCUUCCGAUAGUCCGUGCCUUGUUUGCCGAGAUUUCAAGGUUUGGAUUGAGCACUAUCAUUGCGGUUUUAGGCUGAGCUGCUGCCCAGGCGGAUGACUGCGAUUACUGGUUUCCACUCUGACAGUGUUGAGGUUGAACCUGGCUUUUCAUUGGUGGACAUUAUGCGUUUCUGCAAUGUACAUCCACUAGGCUGAACGCGUUGAUAUGUUUGCAGCUUCAGCCGAUUUGAACUUAAUUUUUUUGCAUGGAUCAGGCCGGCUUGGCAGCUUCUCUGAACCCGGUUGGUGUUGCGUUCGGGGUAGGGUUGGCGGUGGCGUUCCUUCGGAACGGCCUUUGUGAGGGCAGCAGAGGUUCUGGAUCGGGUAGGCAUGGUCUAGAAGGUUGCAUAGCACUGUACUGGGAGUCCCUAUGGGACAUGGGAACGAUGAGGGCAUACGUUGUGGUCAUU